AUGGAGGUCACUGCUCGUUGUGCUGCUGUGCUGUUCUUCCUGCUUAUAUUUCAGGCUCUGAUUCCUGUUCACUUGCAAGAGGAGGAGGAGGUUGUCCAGGAGGAGGAGCUACAGGAGGAGCAGGAGGAGGACCAGCAGGUGAUCGAGACAUGGACGCGGAACAUCAAAGCCUGCACCUGUGACUGUGAAUCUGCUGAUUCGCCAACACGUACCCCCGCUGUCAUCCUACCUGUCUCGCCGACCUCACUGCCUCCGCCACCUCAGGGUCAACCACUGAACUGCAUGCCAGAAUGCCCCUACCACAGAGCCCUGGGCUUUGAGUCUGGAUCUGUGACAUCAGACCAGAUCAGCUGCUCCAAUCAGGACCAGCACACCGGCUGGUACUCCUCCUGGACCCCCAGUAAGGCUCGCCUUAACAACCAAGGCUUUGGGUGUGCGUGGCUGUCCAAGUUCAAUGACCAGUACCAGUGGAUCCAGAUUGAUCUGAAGGAGGUGGGGGUGGUGUCUGGUAUCCUCACCCAGGGCCGCUGUGAUGCUGAUGAGUGGAUCACUAAAUACAGCAUCCAGUAUCGCACUGUGGAGACGCUUAACUGGAUCUACUACAAAGACCAGACAGGAAACAACAGGGUUUUCUACGGGAACUCUGACCGCUCCUCCACGGUGCAGAACCUGCUGCGCCCACCUAUUGUGGCCCGUUACAUCCGCCUGCUGCCGCUGGGCUGGCACACCCGCAUCGCCAUGAGGAUGGAGCUGUUGAUGUGCAUGAACAAGUGCACCUGAAGUUGACUCAGCCUGCUUCCUCCUCACCGUCCAUCCUUCCCCUGCCAACCUGCCGCUUGCCAAAAGGGGGACACUGGUCCAGCUUUUUGAUGUGACCUUCAUUUCUUCAACAUGUCUGUCUUUCUUUGGUGAGGCUCAAAGUAAACUAAGUCUGGGUAUGUGGACAUGU
Toxotes jaculatrix (banded archerfish) is the source of this 949-nucleotide messenger RNA. Its product is annotated as retinoschisin-like. The transcript is spliced from 6 exons. NCBI's taxonomy places the organism in Eukaryota, Metazoa, Chordata, Actinopteri, Toxotidae. The record is from RefSeq and is a predicted model, not a curated record. The coding region runs from base 1 to 780 and encodes 259 amino acids.